Molecule: messenger RNA, 2523 nt
Organism: Ceratotherium simum simum (southern white rhinoceros)
Lineage: Eukaryota; Metazoa; Chordata; Mammalia; Perissodactyla; Rhinocerotidae
Gene: UCHL5
Product: ubiquitin C-terminal hydrolase L5
Biological process (GO): ubiquitin-dependent protein catabolic process; protein deubiquitination
Cellular component (GO): Ino80 complex; cytoplasm
Molecular function (GO): cysteine-type deubiquitinase activity; proteasome binding
Source: RefSeq, a predicted model, not a curated record
CCCGGAGGCUGUCGGGAAGUAGGCGGGGUGACGUGGGGUGGACGAGCUGCGCGGCGGGUUCGCCGAGAUCAGUGGCCGGCAGCAGCUGGUGCGGGGGGCGGCCGGAGCGAGAGGUGGCGCGGGCGGUGUGUGGCCGGGGCCAUGACGGGCAAUGCCGGGGAGUGGUGCCUCAUGGAAAGCGACCCCGGGGUCUUCACCGAGCUCAUUAAAGGAUUCGGUUGCCGAGGAGCUCAAGUAGAAGAAAUAUGGAGUUUGGAGCCUGAGAAUUUUGAAAAAUUAAAGCCAGUUCAUGGGUUAAUUUUUCUUUUCAAGUGGCAGCCGGGAGAAGAACCAGCGGGCUCUGUGGUUCAGGACUCCAGACUUGACACGAUAUUUUUUGCCAAGCAGGUAAUUAAUAAUGCUUGCGCUACUCAAGCCAUAGUAAGUGUGUUACUGAACUGUACCCAUCAAGAUGUCCAUUUAGGAGAGACAUUAUCAGAAUUUAAGGAAUUUUCACAAAGUUUUGAUGCAGCUAUGAAAGGUUUGGCACUGAGCAAUUCAGAUGUGAUUCGACAAGUACACAACAGUUUCGCCAGACAGCAAAUGUUUGAAUUUGAUGCGAAGACAUCAGCAAAAGAAGAAGAUGCUUUUCACUUUGUCAGUUAUGUUCCUGUUAAUGGAAGACUAUAUGAAUUAGAUGGAUUAAGAGAAGGACCGAUUGAUUUAGGUGCAUGCAAUCAAGAUGACUGGAUCAGCGCAGUGAGGCCAGUCAUAGAAAAAAGGAUACAAAAGUACAGUGAAGGUGAAAUUCGGUUUAACUUAAUGGCCAUUGUGUCUGACAGAAAAAUGAUAUAUGAACAGAAGAUAGCAGAGCUGCAAAGACAGCUUGCUGAGGAACCCAUGGAUACAGAUCAGGGUAAUAAUAUGUUAAGUGCUAUUCAGUCGGAAGUUGCCAAAAAUCAGAUGCUUAUCGAAGAAGAAGUACAGAAAUUAAAAAGAUAUAAGAUUGAAAAUAUCAGAAGGAAGCAUAAUUACCUACCUUUCAUUAUGGAAUUGUUAAAGACUUUAGCAGAACACCAGCAGUUAAUACCACUAGUAGAAAAGGCAAAAGAAAAGCAGAAUGCAAAGAAAGCACAGGAAACCAAAUGAAGAAGAUGCUUUGGGAUGUGUACACAUUUCUGCUUCUGCACUUAUUUUCAUGGAAACCAUUAAUUAUAAAGAACUUUGAGCAACAUCCUAAUUGACUCAGUGCACGUUUGGCAGUAGUACCAGUCUGUCUCGUCUUUAAUGCAUGGAUUCAUAAACUUUUUCCCUACCUGCAUUGUGUGCAUGUAGUGCCUAUUAGGUAAAAGUGAUGUUAAGAGUGCUUGCUCAAAUUCCAUUAUUUGACAUUGGUACUCUUGUUGAUUCUCUGGAUAUGUAACUACCGUAAUGAACCUAGAAAAUGCACAAAUGAUGUUCUCUACCUGUAAUUGUUAUAAUUAAUCUUUUGAUCUUUUAGCUCAGUUAAAUGCUUAAAAUUUAUAAAUAUCAGAUCUUGAUUAAACUGAAUCUUGUUUCUUCUCAUCAUUAAUGGGAAAAAAUCAGUAUUUCUGUCUUUGAUAUCUAACUAUUUUGAGGAUUAUAAAACUGAAUUUUAUCUCCUAUACCAGUCAUUGCAAAAAGUGUAAUUUUAAUGCAGAUCAUUGAAAAGGACAAAAGUACAGUUUCUAGUGAUUUUCAUUGCUGCCAGUAGAAAAAAUAAUAAACAUCCCAAUUUUAUUUUAGCAAACUUUCUGUAAGUGUUUGGGGUUAUGUAUGUUUUGUAGAGUUGUUUCAGGAAGGUGUGAGUAAUGUGCUUCAAAGUUUCAGGUUAAGAACAAAUUGUAAAUCUUAAAGAUUUUUGGUGUCAUUCUCAGUUUGGCAACAUGUUUCAAGCUGUUAAGCUGUAUCUUUAUAAAAAAUCAGAGGUUUGACAAUUCAGGCUAUCUGCUUUUUAAAAAAAGGAUAAUGGUUGUGGGGGAGGAUUCUUCUGUGCCAAUCUGAACAAAAUUACUGUAGCCCAGUAUUUUCCAUGAGCCAUGUACAGUUUACCCACAGUGGAGUUUUUUUUAAUUGCUUUGAGGAGUUGCUUUGUUUUUUAUUUUAUAAAAUAAUAUUGUAUUCUUGCUCCUAAUCGUCUUUUCCAAGUUAAACUUUAAAAGAGAUUUUAUAAAACUUCUUUUUAUAAAGGAAAUAAUCUACUUUUUUUUCCCCCUAGGCACAUUUCUGAAAUUAAUGCAUGCCUUUUUAACAGUUUAUUAUGGAAAAGUUUAAAUGUAUGUAAGGAGACUGUGUACCCAUCUUCUAGCUUCAAACACAUGAAGUUUUUAGGGAUUAUUUUUAAGCGUACUACAUUGUGGUAUUAUUAAAUAACUAAGUUGAGAAAACCUGGUGGGAAAUGGAAUAGAAAAAUUAAUGAAAUAUUUUUCAUACAUAAUUUCAGUUGAAGGUAAUAAAGAAGAAUUUGUACUUUUUCAUUUGUUUCUGGGUAAAUAUAUUUUGCUCUAGAUACGAUAGUAAUUA